AUGGCGAGGACAGCAGAGUCGGCCGCUCUCAAGGCCGAGAAGUCUUCAAAGAAGCGCAAGCUGAGCGACGUCGAGGACCCUGUCGAUCAGCAGGAAGCCGAAGACAAGGCCGCACGUAAGGCCGCUAAGAAGGCGAAGAAGGAAGCCAAGGCAAAGGAGGCUGGGGAGCCAGUCGCUAGCGACAAGAAAGAGAAGAAGGACAAGAAGUCGAAGAAGUCGAAGUCUCAGCCCACACCCGCCGCCGACGAGGACGCAGUGACCGAGGAUGCCGCAAAAAUAGAGAAGAAGAAGAAGAAAGCCCAGAAGGCACAGAAGAAGCUCGACGAGGCAGGGAAGAAAACGAAGGAGGAGAAGAAGGCUUCCAAGAAGUCCAAGAAGGAGAAGGUCGAGAAAGAGGAAGCCUAUGAACACGAAGACGCAGAUGCAUCCGACGACGAGUCUGCUGAGCAAGAGGAGGGGUCAGCUAAGCGCGAGAAGUUUAUCUGCUUCAUCGGCAACCUCCCCUUCACAGCGACCAAGGCCGAAGUCGAGGCGCACUUCGCGUCGCUGAAGCCGUCGGCGGUGCGGCUGCUGACGGAGAAGGACAACCCGGGCAAGUCGCGGGGGAUCGCGUUCGUCGAGUUCGACAACUACUCGCACAUGAAGACGUGCCUGGCCAAGUUCCACCACACCGAGUUCACGGACGCGCAGGGCAGCACGCGGCGCAUCAACGUCGAGCUGACGGCGGGCGGCGGCGGCAAGACGGCCGCGCGCAGCGACAAGAUCAAGGCCAAGAACCUCAAGCUCAACGAGGAGCGCGCCCGCCGCAUGCAGGCCGAGGAGGAGGCCAAGGCCCUCGAGGGCAAGGGCAAGUCGGCCGAUCAGCAGCAGCAGCAGCAGCAGCAGCCCGAGCAGCAGGACGAGGACUGGGUCCACCCUAGUAGGAGGGCGCAGAUGAACUCCGGCGAGGCGGACGACGCGGACGACUUUGACAGCGGCAACCGGGGCGGCCGUGGCGGUCGUGGUGGCCGGGGAGGCCGUGGCGGUCGUGGGCGCGGCGGUCGUGGGGGUCGUGGAGGUCGUGGGGGUCGCGGAGGGCCGCGCCGAUGGUAG
Messenger RNA from Diaporthe amygdali, 1092 nucleotides. RefSeq names its product rna binding protein. The transcript is spliced from 2 exons. Bases 1 to 1092 code for a protein of 363 amino acids. Gene Ontology annotation, molecular function: RNA binding. The record is from RefSeq and is a predicted model, not a curated record. NCBI's taxonomy places the organism in Eukaryota, Fungi, Ascomycota, Sordariomycetes, Diaporthales, Diaporthaceae.